Messenger RNA from Medicago truncatula (barrel medic), 1005 nucleotides. RefSeq lists its product as uncharacterized. Lineage: Eukaryota; Viridiplantae; Streptophyta; Magnoliopsida; Fabales; Fabaceae. Bases 1 to 1005 code for a protein of 334 amino acids. The transcript has a single exon. Gene Ontology annotation, molecular function: zinc ion binding; nucleic acid binding. The record is from RefSeq and is a predicted model, not a curated record.
AUGAAUGGUAGCAGCAGUUUCAACACACAUCUUCCAAUUCUUGAAGCACGCAAUUGGGAAAGAUGGAGUGCAGUGAUGAAGAAUCUGUUUGGAGCACAAGAUUUGCUUGAAAUUGUGCAGAAUAGUGUAGGUGAAUUAGCUGCGAAUGCCACUGAAGUGCAAAGGAACGCACACAAGGAAUUGAAGAAGAAAGAUUGCAAGGCUCUGUUCUUGAUUCAACAAAGUCUUGAUGAAGGAAACUUUGAAAGAAUCUCAAAAUCACUAAGUUCAAAGGAAGCAUGGGACAUUCUUUCAAAGUACCAUGAAGGUGAUGAUAAAGUGAAGUUGAUUAAGCUUCAAUCACUGAGAAGGAAAUUUGAGCUGAUGCAAAUGGAAGAUGAUCAGAAGAUUUCUGAGUACAUCUCUAAACUCAUCAAUCUUGUGAAUCAGAUGAAGGCUUGUAGUGAAGCAAUCACUGAUCAACAGAUAGUUGAAAAGAUUAUGAGGACCCUAUCUUCAAGGUUUGAUUUCAUUGUGGUGGCAAUUCAGGAAUCAAAAGAUGUUAAGACAUUGAAGAUUGAGGAGCCGCAGAGUUCAUUAGAAGCUCAUGAAUUGAUGGUUUCAGAAAGAAGCAAUGAAAGAUCAAUUCGACAAGCCCUGCAAGUUCAAACUAUCAAGAAGGAUGAUUAUGAUAGGAAGAACUUCAAGAAAGGGAAGAAAAACUCUAAGGGAAGAAACUGGUCUAAAGGCAAGAACAAUGGAUCUGAUAAAGGUGAAUCUUCAAAGGAAGGAAAUUCUAAUCAAAAGAAGAAAGUUGAUAAGAAGAAGAUUCAGUGUUUCAAAUGUGAGAAAUUUGGACACUAUGCCUCUGAAUGUUGGUCUGGUAAAGGAAAGCAAUCAAAUAAUGAUGAAGAGGAAGCCAAAAUUGCACAAGAUGAUUCAGAUUCUGAGUCAUUAUUCAUGAUGGUUACAACAAUUAGUAAUGAGAGCUGCAAUUCAGAAAGUUGGUUCUUAGAUACUGGUUAA